CGUCUCAACCGAUUCUGUCGAUCAUUCGCCGACACGAGCUGUCCAUCUCCUCUCGCGACACACACAUUCAUAUUUUAUUACAUUUAUUACAUCACGCAAUAAUCGUUAUCAUUUUUCUAAUAUUUCUACGUUUUAUAGACGAUAUAACAUUAUACAAUUGUGUUUUGUCGGUUGACGCUACCACUUGUAAGCGUAUAACUUUUUUUCUGUAUUCACACGACAUACAUAAGACAAUUAAUAUACAAUAAUAAUUAAUAAUAUUACAUAUAAGUGAGUAUUAGUCAGUUACCUAAGUUAAUGAAAACGACGGUGACAAACCAGCGGAACCAUAGUUAUAAUUAAUAACGAUAAAAAUAUUAUAAACCUGGAGAAGUAAUCAAUAUCGCAGAAAUGUUGACCGCUACAAGAGCGGUUAUCGUCUUUGCGUGCCUGACGAUGGCUAAUUGCGGAAUCUUCCACGCCAUGCCAGUAGUCGAUGAACAACCAGUUCUAGGAUCAUGUUGUCCGCCAAUAACCCGGAGGCAAAACUCCAUACCAGUACACUACGUGACGGGAACACACUACGAAGUCGGAUUCAGCGUCGGACGAACUUUUGGAUCAAUAAUUAAAGAAUAUGUGCGUUUGUACGAGCCACUCCAGAGUGAGUUUUUACCAAUGUACGCUCAACCGGAAGGAAAGGAGAUUUAUGAAGAAAGUUUAAAGUCCACACAAAAAUAUUUCCCUCAGUAUGUGAACGAGCUACAAGGAUUGGCUGAUGGAGCGGAAGUUCCGUUUCACGUGUUGUUCUUAAUGGCAUUAGACGAUACGUUGCCAAAGAAUUUAAACGCUUCAAGUAAAGAUAAAGGACCGAUAGGAUGUACUUCAUUAAUAAUUAAUCAGCCAAAUGCACAGUUGUUAGGUCACACAGAAGACGCGUUGUCCGAAACGACGAAUAACUAUUACAUUGUAGCUGCUCAUGUGUUGCCCGACGAAACCGAGAUGGGUGGCAUUUUCCAGGCCAGAGAAGAGAAGUUCGAAGCACUCGCGUACGCUGGACACUUACCGGGUUAUGCUAGCGGUCAUAACUACUACGGGCUAGUGUUUUCGAUUAACACGAUAUUCGUCAGUAAACCUCUGAGGGGCAAAAUCCCCCGAGAGUUCAUUACGAGAGCGCUGCUGUCCUCGAGAGCUGACUUGGGAGAGAUCUUGGAUAUAUUGACCAACGAAGGGGUAGGCACGGCCGACGGUUUUAACGUUAACUUUGGUUUCCUGCAUGUUCCCAAGGAAUCACGUGUUUUUCAUACAGUUGAAGUCACCCCGAAAACCGAUUCUGACAGGUCGGAAGUGUACCUCGCAGAUUUCGGUAUAGGAAACAACUCAUUACAUACCAACAGAUUACUCCAUCUGAAGUACCCGGAACUGGAUGAAGCCGCUUACGGGAGCAGCUUGUCCAGGGAGAGUCGAUACAAGAAGAUGACGGCCAACAAGACCGCCGCGAGUAUCCAAGAUAUGUUGGAAGUGCUUGGCAACAGGGAAGACGAUCCGUGGCCAGUAUUUAGUGACAAGCCCGAUGCCAGAGUCAGCACAAUUAAUUUGGGAGUGUUUGACUUCAAUAAGAAAACUUGGACCAUGUGGGGCAAUGAUCCAAUCAACAACUCGCCUCUAUUGCAGUUGCCGCUAACAUUCACGGACUUAAUCGACCCAGUAGGAAACGAUAUAAACAUUAACAGAAUCGAAGUGGUCGACACUUUUUAUCCUGAUAAAUAAUUGAAUAAAUUGAUUAAGAAUUUAUCACCAUUUAGUCAUAUUACCAUUACAAUAUAGUAACUACUACCUACAAAUAUAUAUUAUAUUUGAUCAUAUUAAUAUUUAUUAUCAUAUAUCAAUAUCAUAAUGCAUAUAUUAUGUUAUACAAUGUAAUCGAAUAGCUAGUAAAAAAUUAUAUCCUAUGCUGAGUUAUUAUAUUUAUAUAAAUUAUUGUUACAUUAUUAUUAUAUUAUGUGUAUAGAUUAUUUAUAAAAUUUAAAAUAACAAUAAUUGUUUUUAAUGUGUAUAUUUUAACCGUGUCUACUAAUAAAAAUAUUUGCUUGUCCAAAUAGUAUGGUUAGUACAAUUUAAAUAUAUUUUUAAAUAAAAUACA
Molecule: messenger RNA, 2119 nt
Organism: Aphis gossypii (cotton aphid)
Lineage: Eukaryota; Metazoa; Arthropoda; Insecta; Hemiptera; Aphididae
Exons: 8
Coding region: 391-1746 (451 amino acids)
Source: RefSeq, a predicted model, not a curated record